This is a messenger RNA of Eremothecium sinecaudum, 501 nucleotides long. RefSeq lists its product as uncharacterized. The record is from RefSeq and is a predicted model, not a curated record. NCBI's taxonomy places the organism in Eukaryota, Fungi, Ascomycota, Saccharomycetes, Saccharomycetales, Saccharomycetaceae. The coding region runs from base 1 to 501 and encodes 166 amino acids. The transcript has a single exon.
AUGAAAAUGACUGAGGUGCAGCUGAACAGAACGGUGAGCAUGUCGGAUGACCGAAAUUGUGACCUUUCACGCCCGCAGCUGGUUUCGCAGGGCACCAGCGAUGCUGUGCACGCGGCUAGGUGUUAUCCACAUUGUGGUGUCGCUCAGUGCGUUCAUGUUCGUGAGCCACGUGACUGUGAUGAAGUGUUUGCCGUAGAUAAUGAUAUAAGAGCGCGGCCUGUGAGGUUUCUCCAGACUCGGGAAUUAAGUUCGUAUCCAGGGGAAUAUAAGUUGUCUCAUGAUGAUAAUGGGUUGGCUUCAGGGGAGCUACAGUUUUGUACGAAUCGUAGGGCCAGCAACGCAUCUGUAGAAGGCUAUGACUAUUCUAUGCCUCUCAGCGCUGGAACGGUGCAAUCGGUAGAAAGUAGUGCGUACUUGUCAUCACCUUGCACGAAGCAUCAUCAUAGACGGAAUUCUAUUGCUGUUAGAUUUACUACGUGUAGCACCCCUAGGAACAUGUGA